UUAAGGAUGUAGAAUGCCUUGAGCGUAGAGUGCGAUGAAGGGUUCAUUUUUUGGUAAAGAUCUUCCUCCAAAUUAAGUGUAUUGAAUAACAAACAAAUUCCUAUUAUAGCAAAAAACAAAUCACUGGACACCAAAUGUACCUCUCUCCCCCCAUUAUAAAACCAUGAAACCUUCCUCUACCAUAUCCUCGUGGUUGCACACAACAAUCAAUAAAAACCCAACUCCGAGAAGAACAAGAAAAAUAAGUGACAACAAAAAAAAAACACAUCAUGACAAAACUCUUCUCGGUUUUGGUUAUCUGUGUGAUUGUAUUGGCACACCAAACAGUCGCACAAGAAACCAAAGGUAAAGAUUUAAUCACAAGGGUAUGCCAGCUAGCACAGAAAAACAGUGACCUCUGUGUUGAAGUUCUGUCAUCCGACCCAAAAUCCGCAAACGCAGACGACAUUAAUGAUUUGGCAAUUAUAGCACUAAGAGUUGCUGCUAGAAAUGCUUCUGCAAUGUUAAACGACGUGAAAUCAAUGAUUGAUGAUGCUAAUUUAGACCCUGAAGUUCAACAAGGUUUGGCUGAUUGCAAAGAAAAUAUAUUGGAUGCUGAGUCUCAACUUGAAGACACUAUUGCUGCUUUGUUGGUUGAAUCUGAUGUUGAUAGUCAGAAAUGGUUGAAGGCUGCUUUGGCUGCUAUUACUACCUGCGAUAAUUCUAUUCCUGGAAAUGAUGAUGUUUUGUCUGUCAAGAGUAGAAUCUUCCGCAGACUCACCAACAUUGUUGUUCUUAUUACCAGGGCCUUGCCUAAACGUACUCCUUCUGCCCAACCAGUCAAAGUGUAAUUUAAAUCAUCUUUGCUCUGUGCUAUAUUAUUGAUCAAGCUCAUAUCCUUGUUAAAUUUUAUGUGAAUCUUAUAUAUAUGAUUCUAUAUUAUUAUUAAA
Messenger RNA from Medicago truncatula (barrel medic), 929 nucleotides. RefSeq names its product putative invertase inhibitor. The coding region runs from base 270 to 830 and encodes 186 amino acids. Gene Ontology annotation, molecular function: enzyme inhibitor activity. The record is from RefSeq and is a predicted model, not a curated record. NCBI's taxonomy places the organism in Eukaryota, Viridiplantae, Streptophyta, Magnoliopsida, Fabales, Fabaceae. The transcript has a single exon.